Molecule: messenger RNA, 2730 nt
Organism: Rattus rattus (black rat)
Lineage: Eukaryota; Metazoa; Chordata; Mammalia; Rodentia; Muridae
Gene: Adgrf1
Product: adhesion G protein-coupled receptor F1
Exons: 14
Coding region: 1-2730 (909 amino acids)
Biological process (GO): synapse assembly; adenylate cyclase-activating G protein-coupled receptor signaling pathway; neuron projection development
Cellular component (GO): plasma membrane
Molecular function (GO): G protein-coupled receptor activity
Source: RefSeq, a predicted model, not a curated record
AUGAGUGUUGGACUGCUGUGGCUUAUCCCUCUCUUCAUGCUCACUGAGGGCACCGACGGCUUCCUGCAGCAGAAAAAUGAUGGCCACAGAACGAAAGGAGAUGUCAGUGUGGUCGAGAAAAGGCAUCAAGUCCAGGAGUAUGAGGUACUACUUCAGAUGACAUACAGAGAUGCAGAGGAGAAGAGAGAACUGAAGAGAUAUCUGAAGCUCUUGAAUUCUCAAUCACUGAGCUUCCAUGGUCCCAACAUGAUCGUCAGAGUGAAGGCCACCACAUACUGCAGAAGCCAAAAGGAGUUCCUGGAGUGUGCCUGUGAAGACAGCUAUUCGUGGUUUCCUCCCUCCUGCCUUGACCCCAGGAACUGCUACCUUCACACAACCAGACCCCUCCCAACCUGUAGUUGCCCCCCCAAAGGCCUCAAUCAGAGCAUUAAUUUCUGUGAGAGAGCAAAGGUUUGGGGCACUUUUGAAAUUGAUGAAAAAUUUCCCGAAGACCUCUGGGAUUCAUCGUCUCAUGUAUAUGCUCACUACACAACUGGAAUUGAAAAUCAACUUAAAGAAGCAUACAGAAGAGUCCACGGUUUUGAGUCAGUUCAGGUCACCCAAUUUCGAAAUGGAAGCAUCGUUGUUGGCUAUGAAGUGACUGGCUCCACUAGCCCUGCUGAACUCCUCUCUGUCAUUGAACAGGAGUCUGAAAAGGCACAGGUGGCCCUGAGAAGGCAGUUUCCAGUUGAAUAUGGCUCUUUUCGAGUGUUCGGGAAAGCUCAGUGUAACAGCAUCUCCUUUGGAUUCGGGUUUGAGAAUGACGAAUAUACUCUACCCUGCAGCAGUGGAUUCACUGGAAGCGUGACAGUCAGGUGCCAGGCCUCUGGGUGGCAGCUCACCAGGGAGUCCUGUGUACUCCCUCAGCUGGAAGAACUGAAGAAGGAGCUCAGUGUGAUUGCAGAUGAGAUCACGGAGGCAGGCGUGGCGUCUUUGGUGCAUAAUCUUUCUGCCAUCAUUCUGCAAAGCCCAUCCACCACAGUUGGGAACCUAGGCUCAGUGGUGUCACUUCUGAGGAACGUUUCAUCCCUGUCACUGGCAAACUCUUUAGCUGUAUCCAAUUCGACACUGAAGGAUGUCAUCAACAUAGCUGAUCAUAUCUUGGAUUCAGCCUCCAUAAAGAACUGGACAAUUUUGUUACAAGAAGCAAAGGACUCCAGCUCCCAGUUGCUAGAGACUUUGGAAAACAUCAGCACUCUCAUCCCUUCCACUGCUUUGCCUCUUAGUAUUUCUCGAAAGUUCAUUGACUGGAAAGGGAUUCCAGUGACCCAAGUCCAAAGCACACAGGGCUAUAACUAUCAGAUCGAAAUGAUACAACAAAAUGCCUCUCUGCCCAUCCGAGGCCAUGUGCUUAUUGAACCAGAUCAAUUCCGGAAAUCGCAUCCAAAGACUAUUAUCAGCAUGGCCUCAUUGACCUUUGGGAACAUUCUACCCAUUACUCAGAGAGGAAAUGCACAGGUCAAUGGUCCUGUGAUAUCCACACUUAUCCAAAACCAUUCCAUCAGCGAAAUUUUCCUGAACUUUUCCAAAAUAAAGGGAAACCUGAGCCAGCCUCGCUGUGUGUUUUGGGAUUUUAGCUACUUGCAAUGGAGCAAUGUGGGCUGCCAACUAGUUAAUGAAACUCCAGACACAGUACUGUGCCGAUGUAGUCACCUGACCUCCUUCUCCAUGCUCAUGUCACCCCUUGUUCCAUCUUCAGCUGUCCCUGUGGUAAAAUGGAUCACAUACAUAGGGCUGGGCGUCUCCAUUGCAAGCCUAAUCUUAUGCCUGAUCAUCGAGUCUCUGUUUUGGAAGCAGACCAAGGGAAGCCAAACCUCCUACACACGCAACAUUUGCCUGGUGAACAUCGCCUUGUCACUCCUAAUUGCUGAUGUUUGGUUUAUCAUUGCUGCCACGGUGGACACCUCUGCAAGCCUGUCUGGAGUCUGUGUGGCUGCGGUGUUCUUCACUCACUUUUUCUACCUUGCCGUAUUCUUCUGGAUGCUUGUGCUCGGCAUCCUGAUGGCUUAUCGGAUCAUCCUCGUGUUUCAUCACACGGCCUUGCCUACCACGAUGGCUAUUGGCUUCUGCCUAGGCUAUGGGUGCCCUCUCCUUAUAUCCGUCAUCACCCUUGCUGUCACCCAACCUAGCAAUAACUACAAAAGGAACAAUGUGUGCUGGCUUAAUUGGUCUGACAAGAGCAAACCUCUCUUGGCAUUUGUUGUUCCUGCAUUGACGAUUGUGGCUGUGAACUUGGCUGUGGUGCUGCUGGUCCUCAGGAAGCUUUGGAGGCCAGCGAUUGGAGAAAGACUCAAUCAGGAUGACAAGGCCAUUGCCAUCCGUGUGGGAAAGAGCCUUCUCGUGCUGACCCCACUGCUAGGGCUCACCUGGGGCUUCGGCAUAGGAACAAUGGCGGACAGUCAGAAUCUGGCCUGGCAUGUUCUUUUUGCUUUACUUAAUGCUUUUCAGGGAUUUUUCAUCUUCUGUUUUGGAAUUCUCUUGGACAACAAGAUGCGGCAACUUCUGUCCAACAAGUUGACUCCAUUAAGCUCAUGGAAGCAAACAUCAAAGCAAAACUCUUCAGAUAUCGUUACCAAGCCGAAAUGCUUAAGGCCUUUCAACAUACUACAGCACAGAGGCAUGUAUGCGCUUUCUCAUACUAGAGAUUCAUCCAGUGACAUCACAUUAACCCAGUUUUUAUCAACCGAAUAA